Molecule: messenger RNA, 1143 nt
Organism: Verticillium alfalfae VaMs.102
Lineage: Eukaryota; Fungi; Ascomycota; Sordariomycetes; Glomerellales; Plectosphaerellaceae
Exons: 2
Coding region: 1-1143 (380 amino acids)
Source: RefSeq, a predicted model, not a curated record
AUGAACUAUCCCCCGCAGGACCAGCCCGGUUCUGCCAAGUCUCGCCUGCUGCGCCCAACACAAACAACAGGCCGGCAGAAACCUCGCCCAUCGCAGCAACCAUCGCAGCCUGUCCCCUUUGACCCCGAGGACCUCUCAAGAAGACUGUCCAUCGUUCUCGCACAGCAAAAGGCUCACGCUGAGAGGAGGCGCACACCCAAGACGGAUUCUGCGCGACAUCCCAAGCCAGCCCUGAGCCACCCGGCCGCCUCCUCUUCUCAUCCACAAGACGCCUUCUCUGCAGGUGCCGUUGCGAAAAAGUCGUCACAACCACCAACAGCCGCCAAAGCCAUCGAUUCCACAUCACCACCUCUUCAGGAUGAGAACGGCUCAUACAUUCCCCGCGUCGCCGCCACGCAGUUUGCUCGCACCACGACGGCCGCCGACAUGGCGCACCAGGACCUGGCUCACAUGUUCUCGCGCAGAGCCAUCAACACCACCGCCACUACCACCAGGUCCCACCGCUCCGGGGCAGACCCCGGCGUCGCCAUGCCGCCGAUCCCGCGCCAGCACCCGCUCACCGUCGCGGCCCCAAGCACCAUGACGUCAGCCGACCUGGACCCCGAGCCACCCGGCGCGCACGAGCACAGCCAGACGCUGCAGCGCAAUCGCAUCCUCGAGGCUGCCACCGCUGCGGGCGAGGCGGGCGACUUGCAGGGCCGCUACCCGCAGAGGCACACCAUCGAAGGCCCGAUCGCGAUGGCGGCCGUCGGUGGGGCCCAGGCGACGGAGGAGCAGCUACAUGGCGAUGACGCGGCGCGGCGGGUCAGCACAGGCGACCUCCUCGGCAGGCCCCAUGCCAACGGGAAGGGAGCCGCCGCCGCCGACGACGAGCCAGAGGUGCCACCCCAUGACGUCAACGAGCACCGCGUCGACUGGACGCAGAGCGACGAGAGGCCGAAGACACGCUCGACGCCGCUGCUGCGCAAGGCCGACUCCAUCUGGACGCUGCGCGGGUCGGCUCGGGAGCCUGAGCAAGACCGCGCGCGACGACAAGGGGGACGCCGGCGGGUGUGGGGGAGUCGCUCAAGUCGCCGGAGGGGCUGGGUUCUUCGCGCGCUUCAAGGUCAGCCACUAAGGGUUCGCGACGAACACAAUGACUGA